AUGUACAUCACUUUCAGAUUUCAAUCCUUCAACAUGUCACUCAAGGCAACGGUAAUACUAUUUUCGAUGCUGCUGUCGGUAGCUGUAGCUCAAUACGGUUCAUCGGCUCCGCUUCCUCCUCAACUUCAUCAAUCCCAUCGGCCACCACCGCCAUUGUUUGGUGGGAAAGCCCCAAAGAAGCAACAAAACAGACCCACAUUCACUGGAUCCGUUCCGAUUUUCAGACCGGAUGCCGGGCUUGGACCACUACCCGUUCCGCCACUCCCUUUAGGACCAGGACCUCUGCCACUACCUUCUGGAAUUGGGCCUCUGCCGUUACCUGUUGGACAAGGUCCUAUGCCAGCGCAGUUGGCUACUCCGUCCUACUACUACGCAAGUCCGUCAAUGGAUGGAUUUCCUUCUCCAUUCCAACCAGUCGGUCAGAUUCCAUCCUUCCAGUCUCCAGCACGUCCGGCAUGGCAAACGGCACCUUCUUUUAAUAGCUACGGAUCGGCCCAGCCCAUGAACUUUGCUCCGCAAGGAAUUCCGCCACCUGUCGGCCCUCCCAUCUACCUCCAGCAAACCACCUCUUCGUUCGGAUCGGUUCCAUCCAAAUUCCUUUCUCCUCCGCCACCGUCUUCCUUCCUCACUCCGAUAUCCUUCGGAGGACCCGCCAACGGUCCCGUUUUCCCCAGCAAUUCACCAAUGCAACCGUCGUUUCAAAUGGCCCAGCCUGCCCAGUACAAUCCAGCGCAAAACUACGGCACCGGGCCGUCUUCAUCCAUGAUGCAAUUGCAACAGGGCAACGAUCCUUCGGCUUUCGGCAUCAUCCCUCAGCGUGAACAAUCUCAACAAUUCGCCGGUCCCUCUUCGUAUGCUCCCCAAUCCUACGGUUUCGCAGUUCAACAAUUCUCUGGUCCCGAUUUAUCCUCGCAAUCCUUCGGUGGGAAUCCCCAGCAAUCGUUUGUAGGAUCUCAACAACCCGUGGGUCCCCCCGCUCAGACCUAUUCCUCCGCAUCCCAGCAACAGUCUUUCGGCCAAGCUCAGUCGCCCCAGUCGUUUGCUCAAGUCGUACCUCAGCAAUCAUUUGCUUCCGUUGAACAAACUCAGCAAUCUUUCCUGCCGUCACAAUCUUUCGGUCAGCAGGCCUCGUUUGAGCAACCUUUAGGCCCUUCGGGACCCUCUCAGUCCUAUUCCUCUCAACAACAAUCGUACGGAACGGCCUCGGCGUCUUUUACUCCCGUCGAAUCUCAACAACAAACGUUCGCUGGUCCAUCUGAAUCUCAACAAUUCGGCGGUGUCACUUCCCAAUCUUUUGCACCUUCGCCAGUCGAAGGUUUCCCAGAAAUGCAAGCCUCUGGCAAUCCAUCAGUGCCCAUUUAUGGAGUGCCACCACCUUCGCAGCAGCAGCAGCAGUCGGUUCCGGACUUCCAGCAAAGUAAUUCGCAAGAUAAUUCCACCCCAAUCAGACAGCAGCAGCAGAGCUCUGCCGAAUUUCAAAUGCCCAUGUCAUACCAAUCUGCAGCGAUGGUCUCUCCUCCGCUUCCGGAGUCUUCCGGUCCGAAUAACUCAGGAUUGACAUAUGACGCAAGCAAUGUGAUGACUAGAUAUGUCCGAGUGAGAAAUUGAUUAUUAUUUCUUUUUUUAAAUGUAAGUUUAACGUGAUCAUGUUUUUAAUUCGCCAUAAUUUUUCGUUUCGCA
Messenger RNA from Daphnia pulicaria, 1680 nucleotides. Its product is annotated as extensin-like. The record is from RefSeq and is a predicted model, not a curated record. Lineage: Eukaryota; Metazoa; Arthropoda; Branchiopoda; Diplostraca; Daphniidae. The transcript is spliced from 3 exons. Bases 1 to 1608 code for a protein of 535 amino acids.